UACUACACACCGAUUCGUAUUCUUCUUGGAAUGUCCUAUUCACUGGAGAAAAUGGUACUGGUGUUGGUAUAAAACGAGAAUUAUAUUCAGAAGUCGGGAAGGAAUUACAGAAAGAGAAACAUGAAAUAUGGACGACAUCGAGUGUGACUAAGACUGGAUAUAUUCACUCCAGAGAACUAUAUCCAGAUUUCUAUAUGGGUUACAACGAAGGGGAAGGAGUUGGUUUCGAAAAUGCGUCGGUAGAGGAAAAAUUCUAUAUAAUUGGUCAAAUAAUGGCUAAGGCAUUAAUGGAAGGGCGUUUAUUAAACUUACCCUUAUCACUGCCAGUGUUCAAAUGGCUUUUGAAAGAAGAGUCGCAAUUAACUAUAUACGAUUUGAAACACGUCAAUGAAGAACUUUCAAAAACACUCAUAACUAUCAAAAAAUUGAUUGAUGAAGAGAAGAGGAUUUCAGCGGAUCACACACUAACUCCAGAAACCAAAUACAAAUUAUUGAAAAAGUUGAGUGAUGAAUGGGAAACUGUGGAAUCUUAUUAUUUAGUCUUUGUGUUACCAAAUCAUGGAGUGGAUUUAGUUCAUGGCGGAAAAGAUAUUCUAGUGACCAGAUAUAAUGCCGCCAAAUAUGUCGAGGGAAUCGAAACAUUCCUUCUGCAUCUCGGUGUGAAAACCGGGAUGGUGGCAUUAAGGACCGGCUUCAAUAAGCUGGUGAAACUGGAUUCCAUACAAAUAUUCGAGCCGUCUGAAUUACAGUCCCUCAUUUGUGGUGAGGAAAAAGAUGAGUACUGGACACUGUCCCAUUUACAAGAACACGUAUAUCUAAUAGAUUUCACCAUAAACAGUUCUGAAAUAAAGCACUUGUUCCAUGUCCUCUCUACACUGGAUAAGGAAAAAAGGCAAAAAUUCCUGCAGUUCGUUACAGGAUGUCCUCGUUUACCAGCUGAUGGUUUCGCAGGCCUUACCCCAGCUUUUAAUGUGAAGCGUACAAACACUUAUCCUUUCGCUCAAACCUGUUUUCAUACCCUUCAUUUAACCAGUGGAAUAAGCUUGGAGCAGUUGGAGGUAUUUGUUGAUGUUGCUAUUACUCACGGAGUAGGUUACUUUGGUUUUGUAUGAGCGAGCCAAGUAACAGAUAUGGCUUGAAUAUUAUCAUUAUUCCUUCGAUAUGGAAAAUGAAAAUGAUGAUCAAAUAUUGCCGAAGCUUCAGAUGAAAAGCGGCGAAAGAAUACAAGGAAAUACUGGAUGUUGAAACGAACAUCCAAUUUGCUGUGAUGGUUACUACUCAUCAGAUAAAGGACAAUAUGAUGAUGAAGUGGUGGCUAACAGUGAAAACCAUUCGUCCCAACAUGAGACAUGUGAAAUGAAUCUUCUACUAUAAAAAGUUGAUACGCUUCAAAUUCAAUGAUGGUUUCAAGCGGGAUCUUAGACAAUGAAGAUGGAAGUAACUUGA
Molecule: messenger RNA, 1446 nt
Organism: Coccinella septempunctata (seven-spotted ladybird)
Lineage: Eukaryota; Metazoa; Arthropoda; Insecta; Coleoptera; Coccinellidae
Product: E3 ubiquitin-protein ligase TRIP12-like
Exons: 3
Coding region: 195-1112 (305 amino acids)
Biological process (GO): protein polyubiquitination; proteasome-mediated ubiquitin-dependent protein catabolic process
Molecular function (GO): ubiquitin protein ligase activity
Source: RefSeq, a predicted model, not a curated record